Molecule: messenger RNA, 1215 nt
Organism: Naegleria fowleri
Lineage: Eukaryota; Heterolobosea; Eutetramitea; Acrasida; Naegleriidae
Exons: 3
Coding region: 1-1215 (404 amino acids)
Source: RefSeq, a predicted model, not a curated record
AUGCCACUCGUCAAAGGUAAAGAAGUCCAAGUGAGACACACUCGAGACGCUAUCCACAUCACCAUUAAUGUUGGAGAUAGCUCAUCAUCAGAUGAGAAACAACAAGUUGAUUCCACCACUCAAUCCAUUGUUUCAAAAUUCAAACAAGUCAUUGGAAAGGAAGAAGAAAAGCAAUUGUCAGAAAAGUUCUUGCGUUUGGCAAGCAGAGUCAAAGCUAUUCACGAUGCCAUUCCAGAAUCCAGUCAAGAUGCCAUCAUCAUGAAACAAGAAUUAUUAGCCAUUGUGAAGGAAUUCACAGUAAGAGCUGAACAUCCAGGUGCUGAUUUAUUGAAGAGUACUUUGCAAGAUAUUUCCAAAUAUGGAGACAAGCAAAAACAAGCUGAUGAUAACUCUGGAACUCAAACAUUGUGGAUCGGAGCAGCUCUCAAGAUUGCAAAUGGAGUUAUGAAUUUUGCUGAUGGAAUUGGUACUUAUUCUGAUAAGAUUUCCAAAGUCUCCAAGUUCCUUAGCGGACCAGUUGCUGACAAGUUGGACAAGUGGGGACUCAAAGGAAUGGGAUCCUUCGCCAGAAACACUGGUAACACUGUCAAUACAUUUGCCACACAAAAGUUAAAGCCAUUCGAAGAUAAAGUUGCCAAGAAGAUUGCUCCAAUUGUCAAGUCCAAGGGCUUCCAAGCUGUCAAGAGAACUUUGAACGUUGUUACUGGUGCCAUGAGUAUUCACAACGGUUUGAAGAAUUUGGGAAUGCUCAGAAAGGUCAAGUUGCCAACUUCAUUCAAGGCACUCAAGAGAUCUUUGAAGAAGGCUACUUCUGCUCUCAAGAAUAGAAAGGCCAUUAUGAAUGUGAUUAGAAAGAGUCCAGCUAAGGCUAUCAAGAACUUUAAGAAGUUGAGUCUUUAUCAAAAGUAUAAGACUGUCAAGUCAUUCAAGGGUGGAUUUGGAAGUAUCAAGAAGGGUCUUUUAGGAAAUAAGCAAGCCAAGGGUAAAUCUCAAAGAUCCGCAAGAAGUGCAAGAAACACUGGUAGAUCAAGUGGACGAACCACCUCUGGACGUAGAUCAUCCUCUUCUGGAAGAUCCUCAGGUAGAAGCUCUGGUUCUAGAUCAUCAAGUGGUAGAUCGACAAGAUCCUCUGGCUCCAGAUCAUCAGGAAGAUCUUCUGGUAGAAGUUCUGGCUCCAGAUCAUCAGGAAGAUCCUCUGGUGGUCGAAGAAGAUAA